AUUUGGAGAAAAAAAAAAUUCAUGGGUGGAUUUUAUUUUCAACCCCAGUCCUAUGGUAUCUGUCUCUGUAGAACUCCUAUUUAACCUCAUGUCCAUCCCUCAAGGGUUUGACAGUCAGGUGGAUUUUCAGUAAAGGAAGCUUAAGUGUGGGGUUGGUGGCAUCCAGGAUUGGUGUUAUAAAUGUAUUCUUCAGAGAAGUUGUCAUCCUUUAUACUACUGAAGCCAUACUUUGCCUUAAUUGAGGUUAAACUUAAAGCAACUUAAAGCAAACUGCUAAUAAUAAUUAAAAAAAAAAAAAAGGUUGGGUCUUGGUAUUUUGUUGAGACAUGGUCCAGAAGAGUUUUGGGGCCAUUGGGCUGGGAAUACAGUGAGCAAUCAAUCCUGAAUGUUGUUUUUAUAUAUAUAAUUUUUUUUUUUUACUUUAUGGUGAGUCUCUUUUACGAUGCCUUGCACGGUUCUCUACACUGCUCAGACCCGGGUUGUUUAAAGGUACGUAAAAUUAGGGUGCGAAUGGAAAAGUGGACCGUGAUUGUUUUGUUAGCGCAUAUAGUAUUUAUAGCUAGCAAACAGUAACCGUGGAUAAUACCUAGUAAGUCAGCGACAUGAAGCUGAAACUUGGGAAUGCCAAUAGCGCAAACAAAUAACAAAAAAAAAACCGUCUCUGCUAAACGUUACAACUAAAUGGAUUUUCUGGAUAAGGUCGAAAUGAAACAACUAUUUUAAAAGCAACACCUACCCAAAACAGUAGCUAGCUAGUCGCCUGCAAGGCGAUGUGCAAAUCGCGCGGUAACACAAAUCUCGCGAGAUGCCGUUCGGCUCCGCACUUUUUGUCAGCAGUCGCUCGUUCCUCCAUUUCGCUGCGUCGAAAGUCUCCUCCCCGCAACCGCUAGACUCAGCGAUCCAAACCCAGUCUCUCUCGGACCGGUCUUUAACUUGCUCAAACGAACCGACCAGUACCUCGUUGGGUACCGAGAGGUAGUUUGGAAAACUCCAAUUACGGAUUGAGUGCGAUUUGAGACGGAUGGCGACUCCUUCAACGAGAAUUUAGUAAAAGAAAAGUGCUCGGAAAUUUCAGAUGCAGUGUUGUCUUUGAUCUCAGCAUCCUGGAAGUGGAAAGUACAGAAGAGACUGGGCUUACACCACAGACAGGUGCGGUGUUUAGCAGAAGCAGUCCAGAAGGAGGAAGGCUUAGGGAGGAGGUGGUGCAGCAGCGCACCCCUCCGGCUGUGGCUGUGCUGGGUGGCAUUUCUGCGGCUGCACAGAAUGUUGCCGCGCCACCCCAGCAUGUCCUGCAGCCGGUCCAAGCUGCCUCACUACCAUCACCACUGCUUGACCCUGCCUCUGAGAUGGAGCAGCCGAAAGCAGACGUGCAUGCUGCAGAUCAAGAGCAGACCACCACAGUGGCUCAGCAAAACAGCAACACCGAGGAGCCUGAGAAGUCAUCAAGCUUGGACUUCAGUACUGAAGCUGUCCAAAGACAACCCAUUCCCCUGGCUGCAGAAAACUGUCAAAAUCUCUCAGAUAGACUUUCAGCUUGUGACGCAGGCAAUGUUAGAAAAGAACAAGAGUUGCAUUAUGGGUGUAACUUGGAGAAAACAAGCUUUGAACACAGUGAGACAGAAAUGGCAGACGGAACUGUCAAGAUGGAAAAGGGGCCACUGGUUCCAGAGAAAGCAUAUCUGGAAUGCCAAUCAAAGACUGGUAAUAAGGACGAACAUGGAACAAAGCACACAACCAGACAGAGUACCGAUAUCUCAACCAUUGAGCCCAGCUCAGCAGUGUCCACUGCAUGUAAAGCAACAGACAGAGACCAUAAGCAACCUGGAGACAGAGAGCAGUUCCAAACUGUACCGUCUCUGCCGUCAGGUCAGAGCGGUUUACUGCUCGAGUCUGAUGUCCAGCAACUUGCGCAACAGCCUCAUACAGCAACAGUCACAGCCAAUGCAGAAAUACUUGAGUCGAGUAAUGCCAGUAUUUCCAUGGAUGAAUUUACGAAACAGAGGCUUACAGCAAAUGAAGAUGGGACUGUUAAUUCACCUGCAUCUGAAAAAGAGCAGCAAUCCUCAGACACUGGAGGUUUCUCUGCAAAGCAAGGAGAACCUGUGUCUAGACUACCUGGUCUCACAGGAAAUGGAAAUGGCACCCCAAAUAACACAGAUGAUGAUGGAUGCUUUUCUAAAAGUCUCCAGCACUCGUCUGUUGUUGCAGUUUCCACCUCUAAUGCUGCCUUCCUUCAGAAAUCAUCCAGUCCUUCAAACCAUGCUCAGAACGCACAUAUUACACAAGCGAACCAGCUGAGCCCUGACUCUGUGAAUUGCAGUGAAAACCCUAAAUCUGUUUUAACAGGGAACAAGACUAGUACAAGUGGAGGGCAAGAGAUUAGGACUGUUUCUUUAGAUGGAACAGGAGUAUGUUAUGAUAUUUCUGUUAAAGAACCAAAGGUGUUGGGGGAUGAUACAUGCACUCACAAUAUACAGGCUCUCAAAGUGACUGAAGGGUCCCAUGUUGUGGCAUGCUGUGCGUCACAUGGGAUUACUAAACAGAACGACUGUGCCAAAAGUAUGCAGAUGAGUCCAUAUCAAGAUCACCAGCCAGAUGGAAGCUAUAUAUUCUUAAACAAAAGCAAAACGACUAAUUCAGGGGGACUAGACUCAAAUGAGCCGUGUCUCUCUCAGGUUAAACAUGACUGUUUGAUCCAACAAGGGCAAGAAUCCAUUCUAGUAGAUCAUAAGCUCACACAGAUGGAAUGCCUAAAUGAUGGAAUCUCAACAUCUGAUAAUAUAAAUGUGGAUGAAAAGCAGGAUGAGGGUUCAGAGGAUUUCUCUGGAAUAAAUGCUGUUGAAAUGAAAGAGUUAAUUGAUGUAGGUAUUCUAGUGCAGCCAGGGAUGGAGGAAACAUGGUUAGUUGUAAGCGAUCACUCUUCACUGAUAGAUGGGCAGUGUCAAAGCACAGAGAAUGCUGAGAUGAUUGACGUUAGCACAGAAGCUAUGGGACAUUGCCCUGAAUCACAGACAUCUGUUGCUGUCUAUGAAUGCACAGUACCCUGCUUCCCCCCAGAUGCUAUUCAUGAAGCUGCUAAGAUGCUUUUACCAGAAAAAGGUGUAGAAAUACCUGCAGAUAAACACACUCUUGAGCCUUUAACAGAAGCAUUGACAGAAGACCUUCCAUCAACCAUUUUAGAUUCGCAGAAUGUUUUUUCUUCCCCAACUUCUGUUACCUCUUCAGAAAAUGUUUGCAUGCAAAAUAUGGUUUCAAAACCCAUUUUUUGCUCAAGUUCUGAGAGUGCAAUUGAUGUGUUGGAUUCUGCCUUAAUCAGUAGCCCUUCUGCUGUCCACGAACAAGUGAAAUCCACAGAAAUUAACUCGGAUGCGUCCCAAAUUUCUAUUUCAUCAAGUAUUAUUGACCCAAAGUUGCUUAUACUAAAAAAAGGUGAGGCUCUCCUCAAACAACCCUCAGUGUUGGCUCUAGUUUCUAGGAACCAGAGCCCACAUGGUACCUGUAGUGAUUACCUAGAUAGAGUCUCUGUAGAGUGCCUUUCAGAAUAUGACUUAACUACAGACGUUGCAGCUGAAAAAGCGGUUCCAGCACAUCUCAGCUUUCAUGUACUUAAUGCUCCCUGUAAUGUUGCUGGUCCAACUUCAAAAGAUGAGUCUGAAAAACAGGCCUUAAUUCAAUCAGAACAUUGCCUAGCAUUUGAAAAACUGAUUCCUCAAGAUGAGCCUCUCUUAAACUCUGCUUCAUCUACCCAAAAUCAGACACACAACUCACCCAAACUGCCUUCUAGUUCAGGCAGUGUGUGUAGUACGAUCACUGAUCAGUCUGAAGGGCCUAUUAACCAGCCAUGCCAAGAUUCUAUGCUGUUGGAGGUGGAGGAGCAACCCUCGCCAGUUCAACAUUUGGCAGAAAUAAAGGACGCACAGGACAACACUAUGGAGCAGCUUGAUGCCUCUAUAGGAGAGAGCAGUGAGGGCGAAGCAGACGGUUCAUCAGAAGCCCAGACCAAUGAAAGCACUGUUAUUCCUAAUCCAGCACAAGAUAAGCAUGGACAGAGCAGGACAGACACAAAGGCCUUUUUAUUAAAGGUUCGACAGUGGAUAGCUGGCAGAGGUACAUCAAGCUCCACACCGUCUACCUCUCGUACACCAUCACCACCUCCUGCUUCCUCAUCUGUAGACUGCAAAACUGCUCAGCCUUCUUCCCAGAUCUCUGGUGGAGUCUCUCAGUCAGAUCAAACACUCAGCCAGCGGCCUCGCUCUGAUAAACAUACUGAUAUGGCCGAACUGGCCAAACAUGAAGCAGAAAUUGAGCAUCGGACACUUUCCCUGAAACGUGAGGGCUUCUGGUCCCUGAAACGUUUAUCUCGUGUGCCCGAGCCACUCCGGACCAAGGUGCACUGGGAUUACCUUUGUGAGGAGAUGCAGUGGCUUUCUGCUGACUUUGCACAGGAGAGGCGUUGGAAAAGAGGCGUAGCCAGAAAAGUGGUACGGAUGGUGAUGCGACACCACGAAGAGCUACGUCAGAAAGAAGAGAGAGCAAAGCGUGAAGAGCAUGCCAAACUAAGAAGGAUUGCUGCUUCUAUUGCAAAGGAAGUCCGUUCUUUUUGGAGCAGUGUUGAGAAGGUAGUGCAGUACAAACAACAAUCUCGGCUUGAAGAAAAACGUAAGAAGGCCCUGGAUCUGCAGCUGGACUUCAUUGUUGGUCAGACCGAACGCUACUCUGACCUGCUUAGUCAGUCUUUGCAAGCUACACCUGCAGCCCCUACCAGUGUUCCUUCCCAACGCGGUCACCUAAACACAACUGAGGAGGAUGAUAUUGACUUUGAGCCUCCAUGUGAGGAGGAAGAUGAUGAAGAGACAAUUGAGGUAGAGGAGCAGCAGGAAGGAAAUGAUGCAGAGUCUCAGAGAAAGGAGAUUGAGUUAUUGAAGCAGGAGAGCACAUUGCCACUGGACCAGCUGCUUAGUACCCUCGCUGUCCCAGAGGGCCCUAUAUCUGAAGAGGAAGCAUCAGAUGAAUCUUCUUCUACAGUUGAAGAUGAGGACAAAGAGUUUUCAGCCAAUGAGGAAGAUGCGGAAGAUGUGGAGGACACCAUAGAAGCCCAAGAGGUGAUUGAGGGAGAUGGAGACCAUGUGGAAGAACUUGAUGACUUGGCUAAAGAGGGUGAGAUGAGUCUUGAUGAACUGCUAGAGAAGUACAAAGGGGCUUAUGCCUCUGAUUUUGAAGAACCUUCAGCAUCACCAGUGUUCUCCGAGGGAUCAGAAGGAACUGAAGAUGAAGAUGAGGAAGAGACAGAGGGAGAUGAAAGUGAUGAUGCCUCUUUAGACUCGGCAGAAAACAGUGAUGAAGAGGAUGAUGCUGAAGCUAAGGAAAGUGAUGAGGAGAAUGAAGAUGAUGCAGGAGAGGGGAUGGAGGUUUUACUGAGAGAGGGAGAUCACAGCCCCUCUGUCCCCACGUCUCCACGCCCCAAAAAGGAGAUCAGUCAUAUAGCUGCUACUGCUGAAAGCCUUCAGCCUAAAGGAUAUACACUGGCCACAACAAGUGUGAAAACACCUAUUCCAUUCUUACUACAUGGCAACCUACGUGAGUACCAGCACAUUGGACUAGACUGGUUGGUCACCAUGUAUGAAAAGAAGCUUAAUGGUAUCCUGGCAGAUGAGAUGGGACUUGGUAAAACUAUUCAGACUAUUGCCCUGUUGGCACAUCUGGCUUGUGAGAAAGGUAACUGGGGCCCUCACCUAAUUAUUGUGCCCACCAGUGUAAUGCUGAACUGGGAGAUGGAGCUAAAACGUUGGUGCCCUGGCUUUAAAAUUCUCACUUACUAUGGCAGCCAAAAAGAGCGCAAACUUAAGAGACAGGGUUGGACCAAACCCAAUGCGUUCCAUGUGUGCAUCACUUCAUAUAAGCUGGUUUUGCAAGACCAUCAAGCAUUCAGACGCAAAUCCUGGAAAUACCUCAUUCUGGAUGAGGCACAAAACAUCAAAAACUUCAAGUCUCAACGUUGGCAAAGUCUACUAAACUUCAACAGUCACCGGCGGCUACUGCUUACUGGUACUCCGCUGCAGAACAGUCUGAUGGAGCUGUGGUCGCUCAUGCACUUUCUAAUGCCGCAUGUCUUCCAGUCCCACCGUGAAUUCAAGGAGUGGUUCUCCAACCCUCUGACUGGGAUGAUUGAAGGCAGCCAAGAAUAUAACGAGGGUCUUGUAAAACGGCUGCACAAGGUUCUAAGGCCCUUCUUGCUUCGGCGUAUAAAGGCAGAUGUGGAGAAGCAAAUGCCCAAAAAAUAUGAGCAUGUUGUGCGCUGUCGCCUCUCCAAAAGACAACGCUUUCUCUAUGAUGACUUCAUGGCACAGGCCUCAACGAGGGAAACUCUAGCCAGUGGACAUUUCAUGUCUGUAAUCAACAUCUUGAUGCAACUGCGUAAAGUGUGCAAUCACCCAAACCUUUUUGACCCACGGCCAAUCCAGUCUCCAUUUAUCACAGAGAAUAUAACUUACUCCACUGCCUCCCUGGUUCUAAAGGCCUUGGAAAAAUCUCCUUUCGAGCGCUGUGACCUCUCCAUGUUUGAUCUGGUCAGCCUGGAAGGCCGUGUCUCUCGGUACCAGGCAGAUGUUUACCUUCCUCAAAGGAAAGUAACCCGCCAGCUGAUCCAGGAGAUUAUGGAGUCCCCUGAGCCUCCACCCAGACCUAAACCUAUUCGCAUGAAGGUCAACAGGAUGCUUCAGCCACUUCCCAAAUCUGAUGGACGUUCAGCAACAACAUUAAAUAACCCACGGCCCACUUGUCCGGUCUCUCCUGCAGUUCAGCCUCUACGGCCACCUCAAAUAACUGAGGUCACUCAUACUCAGGCUCUUGUACAGCCGACACCUCAAGUGUCUACAGUCACUGCUGUUGCUGCUCCACCAGCUCCUGUGAGCCAAAGUUUUAUCCCCACUGGGUCUGCAAACUCGGUUAUGAGUAUUCGACAUGCAACACCUUCCACUGCCCCAACUGUGUCGGUUACCCCACAACCCACUAGUAAUGUUAUGACACAGAGGGUGCUUCUCAGCCCUGACAUGCAGGCCAGAUUACCAUCUGGAGAGGUUGUGAGUAUUGCCCAGCUGGCCUCCUUGGCUGGUCGUCCAGUGUCGUCCAGUCAGGGCAGUAAGCCUGUCACAUUUCAGCUGCAGGGUAACAAACUUACCCUAUCUGGUGCUCCGCUCCAAGUUCCUGUUGCCCAGCCACGAUCUAUACAAGGAAAUGUAAUGCAUCUGGUAUCCAGCGGUGGGCAGCACCACCUUAUUAGUCAGCCAGCUCAGGUUGCAGUUCUCCAUACACUUAGUCAGUCAGGUAGUAUCUCAGCAAAUUCCAACCCAACCAGCACAAUCCCAACCUGCUCUGGACUAGCAGUACCUCUAACUGCUGCUCAAGUUCCAUCAACCAGGGUAAGUGGACCAGGAAUUGUUAAGAUUGUCGUUCGCCAAGCAGCAGGCAAAGAAGUUGGGCAGGUCCCCACUUUGGCUGUGCCCCCAUCUCCUCGCGUUGCCGCUCCUCAGUCAGUUUUGUUGCACCCACAUGGGACCCCAAGUGCUGCUUUCAGACCACCCAUUGCUCAACAGCCUUCCCAGCGACUUCCUGUUCACCUCGUUCCUCCUCAAGUUCCUACCACCAGUCCCUGCCAACCUCAACCUUCAUGUUCUGUGGUGAAGGUUGUGGAGGGAACAUCCCCAGGCACAGGGUUAGCUAAGGCAAAUGCUUCAUUAGGGGGUGAAGAGAGCAGCAGUGAUGUUCUUGCUCAUAAACCUAUGUCCUCAUCUCAAAGCCAUGCAUUUGGACUUCAGCGUCCCAGAAUCCAACCUCCACCUCCACCACGAACCCCAUUUUACAUGUCAUGGCUUGCAGAUCGUCAUAAGGCCCAAAGAGAUGACCAGAUCUCGCAAAUCUUUCGAAACAAUGAAUUGCUCUGCAAUGCAAAACCUGUGUUUGGUCAAGAGGUUUUGGAUUUUCUCACCUUCCUCUCAGGCUCUAGUCCCAAUCCGACUCGACCCACCCUUAACAGGUGGAGCCAUUCGGGGUAUAGUUCUUGUCUCAUUGCUCAAUCCCAGCAUAAUAGAGACUACCUGGACCAGAGUAAAGCUCUGCGAGAAGCUAUUCAUUCCUCUCAAGAAAGACUAUGUCUGAUAUCUGAAGUCAUAGACAGGUUCACGUUUGUCAUCCCUCCAGUGGAGGCCAGGCCUAUUACCAUGCAUUGCUGCCAUCCACCCCCUUCCCUCAGUUACCAGCAAGCUCUUUUUUCCUCUUCAAUAUCUGCUCAUUUUUCUCCCCUUAUGCAUAUGUUGCACCGCAUACACUGUAAUAUGCGGACACACUUCCCUGAUUUGCGACUUAUCCAGUAUGACUGUGGCAAGUUGCAGACUCUCCAUAUUCUGCUGCGGAAACUGAAGUCUGAGGGUCAUAGAGUGCUAAUAUUUACUCAAAUGACCCGUAUGCUGGAUGUCCUGGAGCAGUUUCUCAACUACCAUGGACACAUUUACUUACGGUUAGAUGGCAGCACGCGGGUAGAGCAGAGGCAGGCCUUGAUGGAACGUUUCAAUGCAGACCGUCGAAUUUUCUGUUUCAUCUUGUCAACCCGGAGUGGUGGUGUGGGAGUAAAUUUAACUGGGGCUGACACAGUGGUGUUCUAUGACAGUGACUGGAACCCCACUAUGGAUGCUCAGGCUCAGGACCGCUGUCAUCGCAUUGGACAAACAAGGGAUGUUCACAUCUAUAGACUGAUCAGUGAACGGACUGUGGAGGAAAACAUUUUGAAAAAAGCCAACCAGAAGAGAAUGUUGGGAGAUAUGGCAAUUGAAGGGGGUAACUUCACAACUGCGUUUUUCAAAGAGCAAACUAUUCGAGAAUUGUUUGAUGUGUAUGAGGGAGAAAAGAAGGAAGCUGAAACAAGUGUACCUCCCUCAGAUGAUGAGGAAGGCAUAAACAAACAACAAACUACUAUUCUGGAGCAGGCUUUGUGUCGUGCUGAGGAUGAAGAGGACAUCGUGGCAGCCUCCCAAGCCAAAGCAGAGCAGGUAGCCGAGUUAGCAGAAUUUAAUGAAAAUAUUCCUCUAGAUGAUGGUGAAAGCAGAGACCAGGAGGAGGAGGAACUUUCCAAAGCUGAGCAGGAAAUUGCUGCACUGGUUGAACAGCUGACGCCCAUAGAGCGAUAUGCCAUGAAUUUUCUGGAGGCAUCUCUUGAGGAUAUUUGCAAAGAAGAACUGAAACAGGCUGAGGAGCAGGUUGAAGCUGCAAGAAAGGGAUUAGAUCAGGCAAAAGAAGAGGGUCUAAAAUUACAUCAAUCUUCUGAUAAUGAUGAUGAUGACUCCAUGCCUCACACUCCUGAAGAACACCCUCCAGCUCGCCGUACACGCAGACAAAGAGAGAAAGGUGCUCCCUCUACGAGGGUUAGUGGCAGGCUUAGAGGAACACCGGCUAAAAUGGAUGAUGAUGGAUCUACAACACAUCCAUCCCCAGACAGAGAAAGAGGGAGGAGAGGGGAGACAAGUGUAAACCGUGCUGCUGGGCCUAGUUCCAGUCUGAAAUCCUCCCAGCUAAAAGAAGUGCCUGAAAAACUUCGUAGUGGUGUGCGAGGUAGAUCAGGAAAUGAAGACGUGGCUUCCUCAACAUCCACUGUUGGAGGACCCCUGAAACUCCAAAUUGAUCAACAGCUCUCUGAUUCGGAAAGAUCCAAAAUGCUAUCACAAUAUCAUAAAUCCCUGUGUCCAGUGCCUUCAGAUGCCACUUCUUCAUCGGUGGACCAAAAUGCCAGUGGACAUACUUCAACACUAACAAUACUAUUCAGAGAUACAGGCGAUGAGCAUGGACCAGAGACAGACACAAACACCCCUCAACAGAUAAUGAAGGAAAGGAGGGCAUCUGUAUCUUCAGAAUCUGUUUGCUCUCCAGAACAUCAGUCAGAGCAGGAUGGCCAGCAUUCACUCUUUCCUUCGCUAACAUCUCCACAUUCUCGUUCACCACGUAAGCGACAGUCCGCUGAUGAAGAGGUCCUGAAAGGCCUUCCAGAAGAUUCACCUUCUGCAAAGGUGCUUAGAAAGCUUCCGGGUCGACUUGUCACGGUGGUUGAAGAUAAAGAACCAAAGCGACGAAAAAGGGGGGAAUGUGGGAGUGGAGGAAUACAUACUGAAGGUUCCUCUGAAGAAAUUGAGCAUGCUGAGUCUUCACAAGAUUCAAUUCAUCUGUCACCAAGCCAAUCUAUUAAUGAUAAUUCUCUUCAAAAAUCACCUUCAACAUCCCCCUCUGAGACACGUCAAGGACAGGAACAGGCCUCCCCUUCAUCACUUGUAAAUCCAGGGAGAGGCUACCACCCUUACUCACCUACACACCAUUCACCAGACAUGCCUGUCCUUCGGAACUUACCGGUGCGCCGGCGCUUGGAGACGGAAAGUCGAAUGGCUGCUCAAUUAGGAGAACAAUUCCAAUGUCGAGGCAGAGGACAUGACCGACGCACUCCCCUGUCACCAAAGAAACAGGAGCCUAUUUCAUCUAAGGAUGGCAGUACCACCCCUACUGCUGCUUCUGAUGCUAAUGCAGCCUGUUUAUCUCAAGGGAAACGUAAAAGAGGUCGACCUCCCAAAAUGUCCCCUAAGCCACCAGAACCCCAAGAACAGGAUAUCAGUGUGGCACAGAAAUCUAUUAAUGAAGAACGAAGUCCACCUCAGUCACCUAAGCGUAAGAGGGGACGACCUCGCAAAGAUUCCACUACAAAUACAGUAGAGAGUGUUAAACUUGAAAAAGAAUCAAGUAGUUCUACAAACUUAUCCAUUUCCCAGGAAAGCAUUUCUGCUGUAAACGUAAUUUCAAAUGGUUCCAGCUUUGGGCCUUUGGUACCAUCUGUUCCUGAGUGCCCAACAAUGAACUCUGAAGUUGAUGGUGAUUCUGAAUCAUUUAAAACUGCUGACCCUCCUCAGUUUCCUAAAACAGACACUCAAGACAUUCAAUUCAGCACUCCCCCACCUCAUGCACCUAGUGAAUCUCAGAGUAAUCAAACAUCCACCCUCAAACUGCCAUCUGAGCACACACAUUUAAAAGACCCAGCUCUGAACUCUGUCUCUUCAGAUCUUUCACUUUCAGCUACUCCACACGUGAUUCAGACAGAAAAUGCCAUUCAGACGAACACAAAACCUUCAUCGCCGUCUGCUACCACUCCAAGUGAUAGUUUUGAUAGCGCCACUUCUAAACCUGCCAAAGAGUGCAUAAUUCCAUCAGCAUCCUCAGUUUGUCAAAGCACUCAAGUAACCACAUCACCAUCACAGCUCUCAACAAAAUCUAAUCAGUGUACAGAUCUUACCCAAGUUUUAACUGUAUCUACUGAAUUGCUGGCUCAACCAGUGCUUGAAAGCAACGUAUCAAGUCCUUCACUGACCUCUGAUAGUGUGGAAUCAACUGCAUUUACCAAAACAGUUGAGCUUCUCUCUGAAUCCACUGUGACAACAGGAUUUCAGCCAUUAUCAGUUCCUGACUCUACUCAGCCUUCUGUUCAACCUGAUCUGCCACUGGAAACUCCAUUAAAUCAGAACCAGACAAACACUGCUCUUUCACAAUCUCAGCCUGACUUAACUCAAACAGUCACCACACAUUUAAGCGAAAUACCUUUAACCCCUAUGUCUUUUCCUGAGUCACUUGAAAUGACAUCUGACAUUUCUCAGCAGUCACCUGAAUCUAGGCAGAGAAAUAUACAUAUUCCUGUACAUGCUGAAGAACAGAUAUCUUCAAAUCAGCCUAGUGUUUCAAAGGAAGAUGGCUUAAGUACAGUAGAGAAGGAAAUUGACAUCAUUGAAAAGUUUGGGAAAGCAGAAAGAGAUGAUAGCCAGUGUCAGGCAAAAAAGAGAAAAUUGGAAAAUUUUCCAGAAGAUCAGAAGUCUGAUGAGCCCUUAACCUCCGAAGCAAUGAUGCAAAACACUCUCGAGAAUGUGACUGAUGCUCUACCUGAUGAGGAGAAUAAGACAAAGGAUCAAGAGAGCAAAAGCACAGGCAAGAAAAAAAACAUUUGUCGGCAAAGCAGUCAGGAAUCUGUUCGUUCAUCCUCUCCGUCUUCUGUUUCUUCCAGUGGUACUCUUUCAUCACAGUCAAAAAAUUCAACAGAGAGCCGUAUGCCAGCAAAGAGAAAGCGAAUCGAGAGAGGUUUAGAAAAAGAUAGUACAGACAGAGGGUCUGAUCAAGAGCCAGUGAAACCUGAGAGUCGGUGUUCCAACUCUGCUUCCUCAGAUUCAGAAGACUCCACUGGUCAAGAAAGACGUCUUACUCGUUCAUCACACAAACGUUUGGAGAAGGUGAUCAUGAGUGACGAGGGUGAGAAGAGCAGUAAUGGGCGAAGGCGGUCUAAAAAGAAAGUGACCAAAGAUGUAGAGGCCACUGCAGCAACACCUAUUAGGUUAACCCGUAAAUCCAUAGGCACACAACCUAGUCCAAAACUGACUUCUUCAAACUCAGCUGAGCCUGAGGUACUAGGUAAACGCUGCUCAGCACUCAAUGCCGCUGCUAAACUUCUGGCUAUGAGAGGAAAGGGACCAGAUCCACCAAGUUCCAGUUCCAAAUUUAAGGCUAUACAAGGACAGCAACCCACUUUUGACAAAAUCACUAAGUCUAAAGUUAAACAAGAUCAGGAUUCCCCUAAGUCAAAUUCAGUUGUUAAUAAAACAGAGAGUAGUGUACAAACCCCUGCUAGUUCAACAGAUUCCCCACGCCACGCCACUGAAACAGGUCACUCUGCCUCGCGUUCAACUCGGCAGCGACCAGGCCAUCUUGUGCCUCCCUUGGACACUGAAGUCAAAAGAGCCAAAAAAGAGGAAAAGAAAAAGACUUCAGAUAAGAAAGAGGACGUUGAGAUAGAAAACAGAGAGACAAGGUCUUCAAGAGGACACAGUGCUUGUAGUAGUGUAAGUAGUGAAAGAGGUGCAGACAGCAGCAGGAGCCGGAGUAGUAGCAACAGCAGCCAGUGCACUCGCAGCCUGAGCUCACGGAGCACUGGUCCACCAUACUCCCACUCGAGAGCUCCUUCAUCAGGUAGCGACACUGAAAAAGGGAAAGGCAGGCAAAAGAAAACGGCAGAGAAUCGAGGCCGUGAAAGCAGGAGAGAGAGGCAUUCAAAAAAUCAUGGAAAGCCAGAGCCCAGUGUUGGAUCAAGUGAGGGAACUCCUGACAGGGUGCUGAGGAGUGUUGCUGCGCUAGCAGCAGCCCAGGCUCGCACUCCAGCCAGCAACACUCGUUCUUCCUCCAGUCAACAACGGCACUCCAAAACUUGAUUAAGGACGAGUGAUAAUGACUGGGAACUGCAGUAAUGAGAGGAAGGUUUUUUACGGGUUUUAAGGAAAGGGGAUCAAACUUGCCAUUCUUUAACACUGUCUGUGAGGUGUUGAAUCUUGUCAAUUGCAUUUUGCAGUAAGAACUAAACUUGGGUGCAUUCUAUUAAGCCAUCUUGAGUGUGGAGAUGGGGAAAACGCAUUAUACAUUAUAAAUAUGGCAUUGGUAUGGUCUUGGUAAUAAGUUUAAAAGAACUAUACCCAACUAUACCACAAGGACUUUGGACAGCUGGGCAAGGGGCAAAGUUGUUUAGUUCACACUAUGUACUGUAAUCAUUUAAAGACUGGAAUACUAAGAAAAGUAUCUGUUAAGAUGGGUCAUGUGUGCCCUAUAUACAGAGUUUACUUGUGCUGCAAAGGUGAUUGCAUAAAGUAAUUUAUGCUACAUUUAAAAGGUUGAGUGAUUGUUAACAUUUUUAAGCAGUUGGGCUAUGACAAAAUGUGUGCCUAGCUGUUGACUAUUGUUUGUUUCAAGUCAGUUGAAAAAUUAAGAAUAUUCUGUGGUUUCUUCCAGGGUAUGAAGAGAGCAGGUCUGUAAAUGUGAUUUUGCUGCACUAUGCUGGAGUUAGUCUUUAUUCAGACCUCCCCGUCUUGUGUAUUUUUUUUUUUUUCCUUCUCUAUAAGUUACUUUUAAGUCCAACCUGCAUUUCUCCAUUUGCACAUCUUAUAUAAUACCCCUGGAUAGUUUUUACAUCGCUUUCAAUCAAGUUUAUAAAUUACUGGUACCUCACACUAUGUAUAUCUUUGAGCUUGUGAAAAAUUUUGAAGUCUGCUUGUCCUUUGCUUUUUGGCAAUAUGGAAAUGAAAUGCAACCUCAUUCUUUCACCUUUUUCCAAAGUAUUAGUGGUCAACUUUCUAUUAAACUUUGUUGUCGAACAGUCUCAAGUUAGUGUGACAAAGUGAGAGUGCCUGUUGAUCCACAUAUGACUGGAUCCCUGUAUGCCUUGUUAAGAAAACAAAUUUGGACUUUGUGUUUAAAAUGUAAUAAAGAAAUUUUCCAUCCAGAACCACAGGGGAUACACCUGUUAGAGUACAACAAUACUGAAAGCACCUCUCCAGUGUAAAUUGCUGUUGUCAUCAUUUUUGUUUUCUUAGUUAUUUUUAUGGUAAACUCCAAAAGAAAUUCUCCUGCAUAAACCUCCUGAAUAUUUUCUUUUCCAGCAAAACCUUGACAGUUGAUGUCAUUAUCCCAUUUUGGGGUUGACACUUAUUUUGGGGAAUGGGUAGAAUGUGGUGAUAGUCUUAUUUUUAUUUUGUCUCUUUGAAUUUGUUACAUUCCUUUUGUUCCCAUGUAAUUCCAAAUUGUUUUACUUGAAAGAUUGAAACAACAAAAGUCAGUUGAAUAAAAAGACCAAAAAUAUAAA
Molecule: messenger RNA, 14692 nt
Organism: Silurus meridionalis
Lineage: Eukaryota; Metazoa; Chordata; Actinopteri; Siluriformes; Siluridae
Product: Snf2-related CREBBP activator protein
Exons: 35
Coding region: 1347-13271 (3974 amino acids)
Cellular component (GO): Swr1 complex
Molecular function (GO): DNA binding; ATP-dependent chromatin remodeler activity; ATP binding
Source: RefSeq, a predicted model, not a curated record